AUGUUAAAGAUAGCAAAAAGAUUUUUAUCAUAGAACGUUGAGCGACAUCUUCUAGUUGAGAAGUUGGAUAAAGGUGUCGUGGUAUUCAGUCUCAAUAGAGAAAAGAGUAGAAAUGCUUUGAGUAGACUUCUUCUUCAACAGCUAGAGGAAGCAUGCCAUGAAAAUGUUGAAGCCAAUGCUAUUAUACUAAAAAGCCAGGCCCCGGGUAUGUUUUGUGCUGGUGCUGAUCUUAAAGAAAGAAAAGAAAUGACUGAAUUCGAAGUAAGAUAAACAUUAAGAAAGCUAAAGGCUAGCUUCAUGCUUUUUGAAAAUCUACCGUGCCCUACUAUAUCAAUUCUAGAUGGUGCUGCUCUUGGUGGAGGGCUAGAAUUAGCUCUUUGCUCUGAUAUUAGAAUUGCAACUAAGUAAGCCUAGUUAGGUCUUCCUGAAACAUCAUUAGCUAUUAUACCAGGAGCUGGCGGCACAUAGAGAUUGCCAAGAUUAAUUGGUGCAUCUAAGGCAAAGGAACUUAUAUUCACCGGUGAUAGAUUAACUGGUGAUGAUGCUUUGAGAAUGGGAUUAGUUAAUCAUGUUGCUGAUGAUUAUGAGUAAGCUUAUCAAAAGGCCAUUGAAAUCGCAAAUAAAAUUGGGGAAAAAGGACCUAUUGCAAUUAAAGCUGCGAAGUAGGCCAUUAGUUAUGGAAUGAAUAUGGAUUUAAGAAGUGGCCUUGAAUUAGAGGAAGCCUGUUAUGCUAAAACUAUUCAUACUGAGGAUAGAAUGGAAGGACUUAAAGCUUUUGCUGAAAAAAGAAAACCAGUUUAUAAAGGGAAAUGA
Stylonychia lemnae is the source of this 813-nucleotide messenger RNA. Lineage: Eukaryota; Ciliophora; Spirotrichea; Sporadotrichida; Oxytrichidae. The record is from the annotation of a GenBank genome assembly.